UGCUCUUAGCUCCGCGUAGGCAGAAACUUCCCUGUCAACUCGUCCAAUCAGAGUUUCCUGACAAGCUGGAAGUUAGUUGCUACGUCCUCAUACAAAUCCUAAUGUCAGUCAGAGUUGUGGCGAUGAGGUUUGGUGAAGAAACCUACAACUUUCUCUAAGUUUCUUCUGUGAAUUUGAUUGCUUUUGCGGCUGAAACAUAGUGUUCCCCGGCGGUAGGAGAUGAAGGGAGUGGUACGGUCGGUAUGGGGAAAUAACUAAUACAUUGUAACCUUUGUGGAGGGCUUCAGGAGUCAAUGCAUGCUGUAUCUCUGACUGACAACUCUGCUGCUACUGCUAUUUGUAAUACUGCUAGCAUGCCACGCAGGCAGCUGACAUCUCCAAAGAAAAGAAAACUUUUCCUACGACUCAGAAGUGACCCACACUGUCACGGUAGGAUACUUUGACACUGUUUGUAGUUUCACGAGGAUUACUAUUUUAAAAAACGUGAAAAUGAUGAAGGUUAGGAGAUACUUGAGGGGGAGUGGGAGGGUCCUGGGGUUUGUGUUCAUUGCCUCUGUCGUUUGGCUGCUCCUGGACAUGGCAGCACUUCGCAUAUCACUAAACGAUCAGACUGGUCAGCUGCUGAAGGAGCAAGUGAUAAAAGAGAGGCAUCUUUUCAAACAGCAGUCCAGGGUGACACAGCAGAUGAGACGGGGCUUUAAACACCCAGUUCAGAGGAUAGACUUGGCUGCUACAGAGACGGAAUUAGGACUACUCAAUUCAAGCAACAAACUCAGCCAUGUGUACAGACAGGGUGGCAAGAAACAGGAACAAAUGUUUGGAGAUAAAAAGGUUAACUCUGUACUGCACAAAGGAGAUUCUCUAACAAAGGCUGACAAACCAAAAGCUUCUGAACAAAAAGAAGAAGGUGCCUUAAAAAUUGUUACCCCAAAGCAGGGUGAUCCUGCAAAGAAAAAAGCAGUAAACUGGGACCUAAAUGGGCAAAAAGUAGAGCAAGUCCAUAAUGACUCUAAUAAAGUAGAGGCAAUUAAAACCAAAGUGCCACCUGUUGUUCAGGAAAACAAGAAUGCACUGUUUCCAACCCCAAAGAAGGGACCAGGACAAAAUGAAAAUGCAGUGGAAAUUCCUCUACACAAAGCUGAUUCAAAGAAAAAAAUCAAGGAUGAAGCUGAGAGCAUGACUGAAACUAAAGCCAGUCAGCACAAGGUGGAGGAUUCACAUCCUUCAAAAGCAACACUUGAACCUCCACACAAGGAUGUGAAAGACAAGGGGGUGAAACCUAAAGCAGAGGACAACAAGGUGGAGACGUUUGCCAAAGGUGAUCUGAAUGCAGUGGAGGAAACCUUGAAACCCACUAUCAAGGUUCAAGCAGGGAAGGACUUCAAAAAAGAACCCAAAGUUGUGAAGAAGUCAGGUCUCCACAAAGUGCUCUCUAUGGAUGUUACAAACGCUCCCAGAGACGCCCAUGCAGUCGGCCAGUUUGGCCAGGCGGCAAAUGUAGCCAGUGCUGAAAAUGUGGAGGUGAGGAAGAGAUGGGAUGAAGGACAUUUUAAUGUAUACCUAAGCGACCAGAUCCCAGUGGACCGAGCCAUUCCAGACACGAGGCCUGACACGUGUGUAAAGAAUCUUGUCCACAAUGACUUGCCAUCCACAAGUGUGAUUUUCUGUUUCGUGGAUGAAGUGUGGUCCACGCUCCUCCGUUCGGUGCACAGUGUGCUAAACAGAUCUCCUCCACACCUCCUCACAGAGAUCAUUCUGGUGGAUGAUUUCAGUACCAGAGAUUAUCUGAAGGAGAAGCUGGAUAAGUACAUGUCCAAGUUUCCCAAAGUACGAAUCAUUCGUCUGAACGAGCGCCAGGGCCUGAUCAGGGCCAGACUGGCUGGAGCUGCUGUAGCCAAAGGUGAGGUCCUUACCUUUCUCGACUCCCAUGUUGAAUGUAAUGUUGGCUGGCUGGAGCCGCUUCUGGAGAGAGUCUACCAGGAUCCCAGGAAGGUGCCCUGUCCUGUUAUUGAAGUCAUCAAUGAUAAGGACAUGAGUUACAUGUUUGUUGACAACUUCCAAAGAGGUAUUUUCAAAUGGCCUCUGGUGUUUGGCUGGAGCCCAGUGCCAGAGGACUACAUAAAGAAGAAUAACAUGACUGAAUCAGAUCCAAUCAGAUGUCCAGUUAUGGCUGGAGGCCUUUUCUCCAUAGACAAAAAAUACUUCUAUGAACUUGGCGCGUAUGAUCCUGGCUUGGAUGUGUGGGGUGGUGAGAACAUGGAGAUUUCAUUUAAGAUCUGGAUGUGCGGAGGGGAAAUCGAGAUCAUCCCCUGCUCUAGAGUUGGGCAUAUCUUCCGUGGAAAGAAUCCCUACAAAUUCCCAAAAGACAGACAGAAGACAGUAGAGCGUAACCUGGCAAGGGUGGCUGAAGUCUGGCUGGAUGAGUAUAAGGACCUUUUCUACGGCCACGGCUACCACCACCUGCUGGGGAAAAAGUUUAUUGACGUCGGCAACCUCACUGACCAGAUUGAACUGAGGAAGAAGCUCCAGUGCAAGAGCUUCAAGUGGUACCUGGAUAACGUGUAUCCAGACAUGGACGCUCCCUUAGUGAAAGCAGAUGGCCUGGUAUUUAAUCGUGGAUUAAGGAAGUGCCUCUCUCUACAGAAAAACACUCUGUUGUUUGAGACGUGUGAUCUCAGUAAGCGGAGUCAGCACUUUAACUACACCUGGACAAGGCACAUUCAGCACCAGGAUCUAUGCAUAGCACCACAUUACAAGGGCAACGGCUUUACUUUACAGCCCUGUGAAAGCACUAAGUCUGAGCUCAGCUGGGUCCACAGAUCAUCUAAGACUGCUAUGGGGGAACACCUCAUAGCAAAGUCUGUUGCCCUGCACAUGUGCCUGGAGGCGGGGCCUAAGGGGGACACUUUUCACCUCAACUCGUGCGAUUCCAGUAACUCUUUCCAAAAGUGGCAGUUCACUCACUACUACGCUCAGUGGUUCGACUGAAGUGAGUUUGAUGUGACUGUUGAGACGACAACGACACACCACUGACCAGAGGAAGUGAGGAACACAUUGUGGCAGUAAAAGGUGUGGUGUGAAGUACAGGGUGGGGGUAUGUGCAAUGUUUCUAAGGCCCUGUUACCAUAUCAGAACGGACUGACUUUUAAGUUUGAACACUUGGGCCUAAGAAAAUAGAGCAUCUUUUGUUUUUUUAUGAUUUGAACUGGCGUUCUCAUUUUAGGAAAGAUGCUUUGCACUGGCAUCUGGGGGAAAAAAGACUAAAAUUCAUCAGAUGCCAAAGGGAAAUGUAUGAUUUCAGUGCCAAAGAUAGAGUGCCUUGAAGAUUUGGGAUGUCAAAAAGUGACUUACUUUUUUUUGUGCUGGGACUAAAUAAUGAGUGGAGGUAGUGUACAAUUGAUUCCUUAUGAAAGUGAUAUCGAUCACCCUGUUUUGGUGAGACAUCAUCUUUUUUUUGUGUGUUUUACUUUUUGUUUGAUGAGGAUUCUUGGUGAACAGCUGCUUCUCUGGUUUUUAAUAACUGUAAUUAAGGUGUAGGUUUUUUUGCUGUGAAAACUCUUGUUGUAUGAAUUCCUUCUUGUCACUAGGGGGAAGUGUUGAUUCAAAACACUCCAUAAACCUGUGCUGUGAUUUCAUGAUCAUGUAACCUGUUCUCAAACUCUUCAACCACACUGCAUUUUCUACAGAAAGUCAAAAUAAAAUGAUGAAGGUAAAGAUUUAA
This is a messenger RNA of Notolabrus celidotus (New Zealand spotty), 3721 nucleotides long. RefSeq names its product polypeptide N-acetylgalactosaminyltransferase 5. NCBI's taxonomy places the organism in Eukaryota, Metazoa, Chordata, Actinopteri, Labriformes, Labridae. The record is from RefSeq and is a predicted model, not a curated record. The coding region runs from base 490 to 2988 and encodes 832 amino acids. Gene Ontology annotation, cellular component: Golgi apparatus. The transcript is spliced from 10 exons.